Molecule: messenger RNA, 4023 nt
Organism: Oncorhynchus tshawytscha (Chinook salmon)
Lineage: Eukaryota; Metazoa; Chordata; Actinopteri; Salmoniformes; Salmonidae
Product: voltage-dependent T-type calcium channel subunit alpha-1I-like
Exons: 24
Biological process (GO): calcium ion transmembrane transport; positive regulation of calcium ion-dependent exocytosis; sodium ion transmembrane transport
Cellular component (GO): voltage-gated sodium channel complex; neuron projection; plasma membrane
Molecular function (GO): voltage-gated sodium channel activity; low voltage-gated calcium channel activity
Source: RefSeq, a predicted model, not a curated record
GAUGGUAGAAUACUCCUUGGACCUCCAGAACAUCAACCUCUCAGCCAUCAGGACAGUCAGGGUCCUCAGACCCCUCAAAGCCAUCAACAGAGUUCCAAGUAUGCGUAUCCUGGUGAAUCUCCUCCUGGACACGCUCCCUAUGCUUGGGAACGUCCUGCUACUCUGUUUCUUCGUCUUCUUCAUCUUCGGCGUCAUUGGAGUGCAGCUGUGGGCGGGGCUACUGAGGAACCGCUGCUACCCCAAGGAAAACUUCACCCUUUCAAAGGACAUCUCCCUGCCUCGCCCUUACUACAUGGCAGACGAGGAUGAUGAGCGACCCUUCAUCUGCUCUCUCGCUCAGGACAACGGCAUCAUGGCGUGCACCGACGUCCCGGCCCGCCGAGAACUAGGACGUACCUGCUGCCUGGACAAGGAUGAUGUGACACACAGACAGGGUUUGGGGCUGAGUCCUGAACCCCUGGUUAACGGGUCAGUGAGUGGGCCUGGACUGUGUGUCAACUGGAACCAGUAUUACACACGCUGUCACACGGGCCACAGCAACCCACAUAAAGGAGCCAUCAACUUCGACAAUAUCGCCUACGCUUGGAUCGUCAUCUUUCAGGUGAUCACCCUGGAAGGCUGGGUAGAGAUCAUGUACUAUGUAAUGGAUGCUCACUCCUUCUACAACUUCAUCUACUUUAUACUGCUCAUCAUCAUUGGUUCUUUCUUCAUGAUCAACCUGUGCCUGGUGGUGAUCGCCACCCAGUUCAGUGAGACCAAGCAGCGGGAGCACCAGCUGAUGCAGGAGCAGAGAGCCCAGGCCCACUCUUCCUCUACUCUAGCCAGCAUGACUGAGCCCUCGGCAGGUUGCUAUGAGUCCGUCUUCCAGCUGGUCUGCCACGUCCUCCGCAAGGCCCGCAGAUUUGAACCAGCGGUCCACUGUCCCCACCACACCAAGCCGGAACACGCCUCCCCAGGAGACUCCAUCGCCCUCACCCUCUCCCCCGCCACCGACGGCUGCCCUCAUUGCACCGUCGCCCUGUCAAUCAGCGACGGGGCGGGACCUGCCGACAGCCUGGCCAAUUUGGAGGUGGAGGAAGGAGCUUUGGAGAAGACGGAAGGGGAGGGCAGCAAAUGCGAUGCCGGGAAGGAGGAAGUGAAAGACGCGGCUCCCGCUAAGGUUUCUGGGGGAUGUAGGCGGGGGUGUGGGAAGCUGUGGGAGGAGACGAGGUUGAAGUUGUUGGGGAUCGUGGAGAGCAAGUACUUCAAUAGAGGAAUUAUGAUCGCUAUCCUCAUCAAUACCAUCAGUAUGGGCAUCGAACACCACAACCAGCCUGAGGAACUAACCAACGUGUUGGAGAUCUGUAACAUAGUGUUCACUAGUAUGUUUGCCAUGGAGAUGAUUCUGAAGAUAACAGCGUCCGGAUGUUUCAACUAUCUGAGAAACCCCUACAAUGUGUUCGACGGUGUCAUCGUCAUUAUCAGUGUGUGUGAGAUCAUCGGCCAGUCUGACGGAGGUCUGUCCAUAUUGAGGACCUUCAGACUCCUUCGUGUCCUGAAGCUAGUCAGGUUCAUGCCGGCGCUGCGCAGACAGCUCGUGGUCCUGAUGAAGACUAUGGACAAUGUGGCCACCUUCUGUAUGCUGUUGAUGCUGUUCAUCUUUAUAUUCAGUAUCUUGGGGAUGCAUAUCUUUGGCUGCAAGUUCAGCCUGAAGACAGAGGCAGGAGACACUGUUCCAGACAGGAAGAACUUUGACUCUCUACUCUGGGCCAUCGUCACUGUGUUUCAGAUCCUCACCCAGGAAGACUGGAACACGGUGCUGUAUAAUGGAAUGGCUGCCACCUCUCCUCUAGCUGCUCUGUACUUCGUAGCUCUUAUGACGUUUGGGAACUAUGUCCUCUUCAACCUUCUGGUGGCCAUCUUGGUAGAGGGAUUUCAGGCUGAGGGAGAUGCUAAUCGCUCCUAUUCAGAGGAUGACAGUUCCCCCUCUAACUUUGACGAGAGUGAGAAGCUUAAUGAUUCUCUCAAACUGUCUGAUCCUAAGAUCUGCACUUUGACCCCUAACGGGCACCUAGAGUUGACCACGUUGACCCCGGUGAUGACCCCCAGGGGGUCGUACCCCACUGACAGGCUGACCUAUGCCCUGGGGUCACGGAAGAGCAGCGUUAUGAGUCUGGGCAAGGCCAACCUGGAGCAGAGGAGAUCAUUCUCUCUGCACCACGGCCGCAGUUCCCUGCACCACCAUUGGGGUCGCCCUCCCCCUCCUCAGAGUGCAUGGAACCGCAGGUCCAGCUGGAACAGCCUGGGUUGUCCCUCCCGGGGGGUAGGGGGGAUGGGAGCAGGUGUGGUGGGAGGAAGCCUCCGUGUCCGAAGCCCCCACUCCCACAUCCACUCCCUUUACCACUCAGCCGAACACGAGUUCCUCCUCUCCCCCGCUCUCCGCCUCCCCCCUCACCACGCUCCCCCUCUCCCCCUCCUCUCCCGACGCAAUGCCAUCCGGCACCGGGACCGCCGCGCUCUCUCCCUGGAGCUGCCAAACAUGCUCCAGGUCCCCGGGGGACCUCCGUCUCACCCCAACCCCAGGAUGAGGAGUGUUUCUGGGGGAGGGAGCAGCGGCAGUGGGGGUAUGGUGGCGGAGCACCAUGAUUGUAAUGGGAAGGCUCCUAGUCCUACUGGUGUUAUGGGUCCCCAGACUGCCCAACUCCUAACGGAGGUCUUCCCUCAGCUGAACCUGGCCAAGGACAGAUCGGACCUGGAUGAGGAGAUAGACUAUAGUCUGUGUUUCCGUAUCCAGAAGAUGAUGGAGGUGUACAGGCCUGACUGGUGUGAGAAAAGAGAGGACUGGUCUGUCUACCUCUUCUCACCACAGAACAAGUUCAGACUGCUAUGUCAGUCCAUUAUAGCCCACAAGCUCUUUGACUACGUGGUUUUAUCCUUCAUCUUUCUCAACUGUAUCACUGUAGCUCUGGAGAGACCCAAGAUACUGCAGAGCAGCUUGGAAAGACUUUUCCUCACCGUCUCCAACUAUGUCUUCACAGCCAUAUUUGUGGCUGAGAUGACCGUCAAGGUGGUCUCUAAGGGUCUGUACCUGGGUGAGAAGGCCUAUCUGAAAAGCAGCUGGAACGUUCUGGAUGGUUUCCUGGUCUUCGUGUCGUUGAUUGACAUUGUUGUGUCCAUGGCGGGCGGGGCUAAGAUCCUGGGGGUGCUGAGAGUGCUCAGGCUGCUCAGGACACUACGCCCUCUCAGGGUGAUCAGUAGAGCUCCAGGCCUGAAGCUAGUGGUAGAGACUCUCAUCACGUCUCUGAAGCCUAUAGGAAACAUCGUCCUCAUCUGCUGUGCUUUCUUUAUCAUCUUCGGCAUCCUCGGUGUGCAGCUGUUCAAGGGGAAGUUUUACUACUGCCUGGGUCUAGAGGUGAAGAACAUCACCAACAAGUCUGACUGUCUCCAGGCUAACUACAGAUGGGUUCACCACAAAUACAACUUUGAUAACCUGGGACAGGCUCUGAUGUCUCUGUUUGUGCUGGCAUCUAAAGACGGCUGGGUCAACAUCAUGUACCAUGGUCUGGAUGCUGUGGGCAUAGACCAACAGCCGUCUAUUAACAACAAUCCGUGGAUGCUCCUGUACUUCAUUUCCUUCCUCCUCAUCGUCAGUUUCUUCGUCCUCAACAUGUUCGUGGGCGUGGUGGUGGAGAACUUCCACAAGUGCCGACAGAACCAGGAAGUGGAAGAGGCCAAAAGGAGGGAGGAGAAACGACAGAGACGCAUGGAGAAGAAGAGGAGGAAGGCCCAGAAGCUACCCUACUAUACCAACUAUAGUCAUGGUCGUCUGAUGAUCCACACUCUGUGUACCAGCCACUACCUGGACCUCUUCAUCACCUUCAUCAUCUGUAUCAAUGUCAUUACUAUGUCCCUGGAGCACUACAGCCAACCACAGUCAUUGGAGACGAGUCUGAAGUAUUGUAACUAUUUCUUCACCACAACCUUCGUGGUGGAAUCUGUCCUAAAGCUCAUCGGCUUCGGGUUCCGACGCUUCUUCAAGGACAG